Macrosiphum euphorbiae (potato aphid) is the source of this 510-nucleotide messenger RNA. NCBI's taxonomy places the organism in Eukaryota, Metazoa, Arthropoda, Insecta, Hemiptera, Aphididae. The record is from the annotation of a GenBank genome assembly.
AUGAAAUCAAUAAAUUCUGUGUUUGUUUACAUAUCGUUAACAAUUGCGUUAUGUUCACGCAAUGUUUCCACGUACUGCGGAAAUGAUGAACAGAUCGAAGAUCUACAAACGGCGUUAAUUACACAGGAAUCCAUUUACACGGCAUUGACAACACUAAGCGCACUACCGGUAACCGGUGCGACGUUAGGGUUCGCGCAAGUGAUGCUGUCCGCUCGGUUUACUUUGCAUUUGCAAGAAGCAUUUGAUGAAAUGGAGAGUUCAUUGAAUAAGGAUCAUGAAGACUACAGAAAGUGUUCAGAAAUCUUGGAAUUGUCAAAAACAGCAACCACAGUCAUGAAGUCAACUAGUUUUGGGUUCUCUCUGACUUCACUGAUACCGGGUAUCGGUUUGGCAUUUUUGAUUCCGAGGUUAUAUACAUCGAUAUCUGCUAUGGUAAUUAUAAGACAAAGAUUAGGAUCUUGGCAAAAUGAAGGUUGCAAAAAUGCUACAACAAGAGAUUGUAAUUUAUAG